UUUUGUGUACAUGCUCAAUUAUUACCUACGUAUCCACAUUUUUUUACCUUUUAAUUAUCACUUUAAUUUUCUUUCUUUUUAUUUUAAAUUUUUUUUUUCCGGCCGCCGGUAAACCAAAUUGCCGGCAGCCAGAGCUCCAUUGCAUCAUAGAAAAACAGAAUUACUAGGAAUUCAAUGGCAAAGGGUGGUCGGAAAUUGACCACCAGCCGCAGCGAACGCUAUUUAGGAAGUUUCAGUGGCGAGGCGGCGGCGAGCUCUGCAUCGGAGCUGAGAGAAGAAGACGUCUGGUCGGUGACCGACGGCGCUGCCGCCGCAGCAAACGGAGAGUGGGUCUCACGCGCCUCCGCCGCAGGCAAUGGGAGCUUCCUCUGCUCGCGGCAUUCCGGGAACGGCCAGCUCGGUGGCCUGUCGUUGGCGUUCGACGAGCCCGGAGGCGCCGCGUCGCGGAGGAUCGUCCGCCCCCAGUUCCGGACGCAGGGUGACGUGGCGGGGUCGCCACGUGGCAUGGCCACGUCGGCGCCGGUCAACGUUCCAGAAUGGUCAAAGAUUUACCGGGUGGACUCGGUCGAGUCGUCGCAUGAUUCGGACGACGGGUUGGACGAUCCCGAGAUGGUUCCCCCGCACGUAUACCUGGAGCGCGAGCACUCUCGGAGUCGGAACUCGGUGUUUGAGGGAGUCGGGAGGACGCUCAAGGGCCGGGAUUUGAGCCGGGUCCGAGAUGCGGUGUGGAGCCAGACCGGGUUCGAUGGCUAAUUAUGUGCCAUGUAUGUUUAAUUAUUAGUACAAUCUCUGUGUCUAUUUCUUUUUUCUUUCUUUUUUUUGACAAAUUUGGAUAUUUGUGAAUGGGUGAUGACUGAUGACUCAAGCCAAGGAAGGAAGUUGGCGGCCGUUGGGCCUAAUUACAACAACAGAUUGCUUUAAUUCAUUCUUUUGCUCAAGUGUAUUUAGUUAUGUGGUCAUUUUGCCUCAAUCAUUAUUAAGAUGUAAAGAAUUAAGUUGGUAAUUGUAUUUGUAUAGACGAUUAAUGUUACUUAAGAUUCAUUAAUUUUUAUUCCUCCA
Salvia splendens (bonfire salvia) is the source of this 1059-nucleotide messenger RNA. RefSeq lists its product as uncharacterized. Lineage: Eukaryota; Viridiplantae; Streptophyta; Magnoliopsida; Lamiales; Lamiaceae. The record is from RefSeq and is a predicted model, not a curated record. The transcript has a single exon. The coding region runs from base 175 to 753 and encodes 192 amino acids.